Sparassis crispa is the source of this 939-nucleotide messenger RNA. RefSeq lists its product as hypothetical. The record is from RefSeq and is a predicted model, not a curated record. Bases 1 to 939 code for a protein of 312 amino acids. Gene Ontology annotation, molecular function: ubiquitin protein ligase activity; zinc ion binding. NCBI's taxonomy places the organism in Eukaryota, Fungi, Basidiomycota, Agaricomycetes, Polyporales, Sparassidaceae. The transcript is spliced from 9 exons.
AUGGGCGUCAGAAAACGGAAAGCUGCAGACGACGACCAUUCCGACUGGUCACCCACAGUUCCCGUCCCAGGCUCUUCGUCUAAUCCCCACGUCGUCGAAGCACCCGCAAAGCCACCCACCGCGAAGCGGCAAAAGAAGAACGCGGAGAAACGAGGCGCGAUCUUCAAGCGGAAGUGCCCCAAGGCCAUUUUGGAACGCGUAGCGAGGGUCAUGUCCCAGCGGUUCUUCAUGAUCGACCGGAGGAGAGCCGGCGAGGCGUUGCGGGAGGAGUUCAGCGUGCUGGGCUCGACGGGAAACGUGUAUACCGUCGUUAUCGGCAAGAAGCCUUCGUGCAGCUGCCCCGACGCGCAGAAGGGCAACCACUGCAAACACAUCCUCUUCAUUUUUCUCAAAGUUCUCCAAGUAACCCAGGCAUCGGGCCACUGGUACCAAAAAGCCCUCCUGACCUCGGAGCUCGAAGACAUCUUCGCGCACGCCCCCCCAGCGCCCACCGCCACCGCGAACGCGCGCAUCCGCGAAGCCUACGCGCGCGCCACGGGCAAAGCGCUGCCCACACCCCCGGCGCCCGCCGCCGCCGCAGCAGCAGCAGCAGAGAAGAAGCGCAUCCCGGGCCCGGAGGACGACUGCCCGGUGUGCUACGAGAACAUGCACGGCGCGGCGCAGGGGACGCUCGCGUUCUGCGAGACGUGCGGGAACGGGCUGCACCGCGAGUGUUUCCAGCAGUGGGCCCGCGCGGCGCGCGGGGGCGUCACCUGUGUGUUCUGCCGCGCCAGGUGGGUCGAGCCCGCUGCCGCCGCCGCGUCCGGGUCGGCCUCGGGCGGGGUGGGCCGCUCGGAGGGAUACCUCAACCUCGGGAGUGUGGCGGGCGUCAGCCCGGUGCGGGAUACCAGCUCUUAUUAUCAUGGCCCGCGCAGGGGGAAGCGGUACUAUGGGUACUAG